Heterostelium album PN500 is the source of this 762-nucleotide messenger RNA. RefSeq lists its product as uncharacterized. The coding region runs from base 1 to 762 and encodes 253 amino acids. Lineage: Eukaryota; Evosea; Eumycetozoa; Acytosteliales; Acytosteliaceae. The transcript is spliced from 2 exons. The record is from RefSeq and is a predicted model, not a curated record.
AUGGAUACUGACAGGGUUCUAAAAGACCAACAACACAUCGAUAGGUUGGACGAUCUACAAGCAGUUCAUGGAGACUUUAGAAAGGAACAUAGAAAUCUAAUCUUCGAAAAGGAUUUUCUAAAGUUUGAUCCAAAGAUGCCUGAUGUCGAUGUCUUUAUCACCAACAUAAAGACAUACAUCCAGACAUCACAAUACCCGACAAGUCCUUUUUAUAUAUACCUGUUGGCACGUAGAAUCUUCCCAGCUGAGUACCACAAAGGGCUAAAUCUGAACAACCGUGAGGGAAUGACCUUGAAGGAACUAUGUACUGCCAUCCGUCACAAGUGCACAAGCAAACCUCUCAUUGAAUACAAGAAAGACUUUGAGAAUCUCGUUCAAGGAAACAUGUCAGUAGUGGAGUAUAUGACAGCGUUCAACAACUUGGAGAUCUAUUGUUGCGAACUCAAUACAGCAGGACUCCAAAGGAAGUUCUUAGAAGGUCUACGAAAGGAUAUAUUUCUCUUCUUUCAGAGACCGUCCAAAUACAAGGCAGAUACCAAUAGUGAUAUUGCCGAUUCAAUCGACCAAUGGACACCAUCUUUCAGUUAUCCACCAAACCAAAUGAAAUCAUUUAAUCACACAUUCGCGACGCUUGUGUUGAAAACCCGCAACAUCAUCCAACCAGUUGCUGCUCUCUAUUUGACUGCAUUACAAGAUGUGCGUAACAUCGAUUCUAAGAAGAAGCUUGACUUCCUUAAUCAUUAUGUUGUUAUAACUGAUUAG